Molecule: messenger RNA, 1182 nt
Organism: Tremella mesenterica DSM 1558
Lineage: Eukaryota; Fungi; Basidiomycota; Tremellomycetes; Tremellales; Tremellaceae
Exons: 11
Coding region: 1-1182 (393 amino acids)
Molecular function (GO): nucleotide binding
Source: RefSeq, a predicted model, not a curated record
AUGUCUCCUUCAACACCGUUCAACGUGAUUUACAUAGGAGCGGGAACUAUCAAUUUUGGUGGACCUGUUCAACCUUGGAAUCAUUCUAUCAGGAUCGAAAAAAAACUAGGUUCACGUCUCAAUGUAGUUGGUAUAGUAGAUAUAUACCCUCAAGCUGCACAUAAAGUCAUAGCGAAGAAGAGGGAGGAGAAAGUUGGAGGGUAUGAAGAGACUUUGGUUUUUGAAAGUAUUCAAGAUGCCGGGAAAGUUUUACAAGGUGAUAAAGUACCUCACCUCGCAGUAAUAGGUACCCAUCCAUGGACUAGAGGAUCCACUAAACCAGGUUCAGACGCAGAAAUACAACUCGUAGCCGCUUGGCCAAAAAUAGGUAUGCAUAUUGAGAAACCAUUAAGUUCAUCAAGUGUAGAAGAAGUUAUGAAAGUGGUUCAAAAGUUAGAAGAAGCUGGGACGGUUACUAGUGUUGGGUAUAUGUUGAGGUAUGUUACAGUCAGAAAGAUCAUCGAAGAAAACAACCUUACUAUCAUGGCGACCGUUGCGAGGUAUUUGAUGGCAUAUCAAUUCGCAGGUACAACCCCUGCUAGGGUAGAUUUCUUUGAUAAAUCUCUUCGUUUAGGACCUAUCGUAGAACAAGCUACUCAUAUUUGCGAUCUAUCGAGAUUCUUCGCACCACCCGUCAUACCAAGUUCGAUCCAAGUUCAUACUAUCUCACAUACUGAACCUACUGGACAUUUGAAAGAAUUCACACAUGAUGAAUCAAAAAUACAUCCUGAAAAUAGGAUACCUAGGUUGACUACUGCUAUUUGGAAAUACGAAGGUGGUGCUUGUGGUACUUUGGUUCAUGGAUUGACUUUACAUGAGGGAGAAUUCUCUGUUGAACUUGUCAUCCUAGCAGAUGGAUGGUGUUUGAGGUUGGUAGAUCCAUAUAAUACAAACCCUAAAUUAUAUGUUCGUCGACCUGUUGACGUUUUAGAGGAAAUACCUAUAGGUGAAGAUGAUUGUUAUCUCAACGAAUUCUCAGCUUUGAUCGAUGUUAUAGAUGGUAUUGCUCCGCGUGAUGUGAUACAAUCUCCAUAUGAAGACGCUGUGAAGUCUUAUAAACUUACAUGGGAUAUCCGUCUUCAAGGAGAAGCUACAGAACGUGCUCGUGGGAUUAUACAUCCUCCUGUUGAUGUGUCUUCGUGA